CCAGCUCAUGUAUAUGUACCCUAAGCCAGACAGGAAAUCCUUACAUGGUAGCAACUUACCCCGCUUCUUGUUACGUGGCAGAGCACGCGAGUCAUGUUCAUGAUACCCAUGCUCCUAGCCUCUAUACUAUAAUCCUUCUAUCUCUCUUUCUUUAUGCUCUUGUGCUUUCCUUCAUUUUCACUGCCAGCGUACUGCUUAGAGCUCCACGAUCUCUAUCGCAAUCAUAAUUCCAUCGCGUCUGGAACUUUGAAGCUCUUGUCUUUAUCCUUCUAUCUUUUGCGCCCCAUUCGGCUCUUAUAAAUAUGGAUAACGACACACAACAAAAUGGACACAGGUGGGAAUUUACGCCUGUGGCGAAUCCCUCGAGUACGUAUUUCGAGCGCCAAUUCGAUAUCAGAGAUUAUAUGGCUCCCAGUCGAAAAAGCUUUGGCAAGAUGGAACUAGAGCUACGACCCCUGGCUGUAGAAGAGCCCGUGGAUGAGCCAUAUCCCGGUUCUCAACUGGAACCUGAGCCUGAGCCUGAACCAGCACGAGAGCCAGAGCCAGCGCCAGAGCCCAAACUGCCUGACGACCCUCACUAUAACAACUGGGAUAAUCUCAGUUCUAAAGAUAGGAAAAAACGAGAGAAGUCGCUGAUUAAGAGAGGGUUGCCUAUUCCUGGAAAGGAUUUUGACUGGCCUCCACCUCCACCUCCACUGCCGGAAGCUGUACGGGAGGAAUUUGUACAGGAGGAGCCUAUACAGGAUCCUGAACCAGCGCCAGCACCAGAGCCAGAGCCAGCGCCAGAGCCAGC
Aspergillus caelatus is the source of this 793-nucleotide messenger RNA. RefSeq lists its product as uncharacterized. The record is from RefSeq and is a predicted model, not a curated record. Bases 45 to 227 code for a protein of 60 amino acids. Lineage: Eukaryota; Fungi; Ascomycota; Eurotiomycetes; Eurotiales; Aspergillaceae. The transcript has a single exon.